AAGAAAAGUAGUGUUUCCCUCUCUACAAGUUCCUUGCUACCACCCCACUCAUCUUUCUCCCUUUGCAAUGCAUUUUAGUGGUGUGUUGUGCCACAUGCUCAACAACUUGUUGUGUGCAACAGGGAACUUCAACCAUGUGCUGCUCUAUGCUCUCUCUGCGUGUUGACAAUCUCUGGUUAUUGAAAUAUUGGAUGCUGUGAAGACUAUUAAGUUACUGGAAUCUAUUGAUGAAGCAGAUCAACUGAGUUGUUUUAGAAACAUAAAGAAUAUCUAUUAAGAGUUUUUGUUGGACAACUUUGUGACGUGAGCUUGUUAAUCCAGGUGUUGCUGCAAUCGGAUGGAAAGGUGGUUUUCUGAUGCAUUGUGUUGAUUGGUUCUCUGUGGCAUCUCUUGUCUUUAGCUAAGGGAAGCGUAAUCUAUCUUCCAAAAUGGGCUGUGUUUUGUCAACUUUUGAUGAGGAUGAGAAUUUUGGCAACUGCAAGGAAAGGAAGAGGGUGAUCAAGCAGUUACUGAAAGUUAGAAGGGAGUUUUCUGAUUCCCUAUUAGCUUAUUUGAAAGCACUGAGGAACACUGGUGCCACUCUUAGGCAAUUCACUGAAUCUGAUACAUUAGAAUCUGAAACUGCCUCUAAUGGCUUGGCUGAGCCACCUUCUCCACCGCCCCAUCUGCCUGCAUCCCCUCUGCUACCACCACCACGGCCUCCUUUUCUUGCUGACAAGAGUGCAGUACAAGUUGCUGAAGAGGAAAUACUAGGGAAUGAUGACAACAAUGUUCGUACACAGCAAAUUGAUCCAAGUAUGAGUUCAUUACAGCUACUUCGCUCUGAUCAAGAAAUAGUAGAAAUAAUUGAGGAGGAGAGUUGGGAAGAAACUAAAACAGAUUUUGAGGAUGAAGAUACAGAAGCAGAAGCUUCUGUACAUUUUGAAAAGUCACGUUAUGGGAAGCAACAGUUCAUAGAACCAGUUUACAAUAAUUCCUCUGCAAUGAGUUUGUAUAAAAAAGACACUACAGCUAUGCCUGUUGUGGUUGGUAGAAGUGGGAAAACAUUGGAGGGUAUAGUUAGAGAGUUAGAUGAAUGUUUCCUGAAAGCAUCAGCAUGUAUAAAGGAAAUUGCUGUUAUUAUUGAUAUCAGUGGAGGAGAUACACUUCUGCGGCAGAAUUCUGGGCAUCACAAUAAGAAGAGAGGCAAUUCUGCGAAGGUCUUCAGUGUACUGUCAUGGAGUAGGCAUUCGAAGUCGCCCCAUUUCACCAAAGAUGCUGCUGAGUUUUCUGGUCAUGGUGAACCAUGCAAGCCUGGUGCUCAUUGUGCCACACUUAAAAAAUUAUAUGCUGCAGAGAAGAAACUUUUCAAGGCAAUAAAGGAGGAGGGAGUUGCAGCAUUGGAGUGUAAGAGGAAGUAUUCGUUAUUGCAUAAACAAGAGGAUGAGAACCUUGACUUGGUCAAGAUUGACAAAACUCGAUCAAGUGUUGAGAAGUUGGAGUGUGAUUUGACAAGCCUACGGCUGUGCAUCAGUGAAACAACUUUGUCAAUUUUGGAAAUUAUAGAUAUGGAGCUUAAACCCCAGCUAGGUGCAUUAACUAAAGGGUUGGCGCAAAUGUGGAGGACAAUGCAUGAGUGCCAUCGGGCCCAAGCACUUAUCUCCCAGCAGUUGAGUAACCUCAGUGAUAACCAUAACAUGAUACUAAAUUCUGAUUAUCAUCACCAGGCUACAAUUCAGUUUGAGACUGAGGCCUCUUAUUGGUAUAAUAGCUUUUGCAAAUUAGUAAAAUCUCAACAGGAGUAUGCAAUGACUCUCUGUAAAUGGAUUGAGCUUACUGACCACCUCAGGGAUGGCCAAGAAUGUAGUGAUCAGUCCUCUAUUCUUGCCCUUUGUAAACAGUGGGAACUGGGGCUGAAUGGGUUGCCUGACAAGGAGGCCUCUGAAGCAAUAAAAAGCCUUUUGUCAUCCAUCCGUUCCAUAAUUGCUCAACAGGCUGAGGAAGAUAACAUUCUGAAAAAAUUAGAAAAACUUCAAAGGAAGCUGCAAAAAUGCUCCAACUCUUUGGCUGAGAUGCAGGAGAAAAUAGAUGAUGGAGAUAUGGCUGAUACAAGCCCCAAGCACCAUCCAAUAUAUCUUAAUAAAAAAAAUGAAAAAGAAGCCUUAGAGAAGCAAGUGGAAAGCGUGAAAGCAAAUUAUGUGGAUUCUGUCCAGUAUAGUAGGGCCAUGACCCUAAAUUACCUCCAAACUAGACUUCCCUAUCUCUUCCUGUCACUAAUGGAAUUUUCAAGUGCUUCGGCCCAGGCAAUUGAGUCUAUCAAUACCCAGCCAAGCCAAGUAGAAUCCGUUGAUAUUGCGUAGCGAAACUUAU
Molecule: messenger RNA, 2349 nt
Organism: Abrus precatorius (Indian licorice)
Lineage: Eukaryota; Viridiplantae; Streptophyta; Magnoliopsida; Fabales; Fabaceae
Product: nitrate regulatory gene2 protein
Exons: 6
Coding region: 429-2339 (636 amino acids)
Source: RefSeq, a predicted model, not a curated record